Messenger RNA from Nerophis lumbriciformis (worm pipefish), 2834 nucleotides. It is a transcript of the gene vps37a, whose product is annotated as VPS37A subunit of ESCRT-I. The record is from RefSeq and is a predicted model, not a curated record. Gene Ontology annotation, cellular component: ESCRT I complex. Lineage: Eukaryota; Metazoa; Chordata; Actinopteri; Syngnathiformes; Syngnathidae. Gene Ontology annotation, biological process: protein targeting to vacuole; ubiquitin-dependent protein catabolic process via the multivesicular body sorting pathway; protein targeting to membrane.
UACCGUGACGUGUUACGUAAAUAAGUUGCUAAAGCGUCAAAUUCAAUGUUGAUUCUCCUUAGCUGGAGUUAACUCACGUUUCGGUGGCGUUAGUUUGGAAACGGAAACGGAAACUAAAACACUGUAAUUAUUUAACUCGUUACCGCAUGCUAGGCCAUAUUAUUUGGUAUAUCCGCAACAAACGCAUGUUCGGCCAGGAACGAGGUGUUAAUGGCGUUUCCUAGCUAAUGGGGUUAGCCAUAUAAAGCUCCGUUUAAAGUGGGUCGCCUUGUUACCGGUUUUAAACAUUCUGUCGCCAAAUUCAGUUUAGCGUUUCGUUAGGAUAGGAUGAACUGGCUUUUCCCCGUCUCAAAAGGCUCCGGACCUCACCCUCCACUCAACAGCCUUCAGCAACAAAGGCAGCGGCAGAUUGAGUCACUAAAAGCUGCUCAUCCCAGCAGCAUUGCAGAAAUCCAGAAAGAUGUGGAGUACAGGAUCCCGUUUACAGUCAACAGCUCCACCAUCACUGUUAACAUUCUUCUUCCUCCUCAAUUCCCUCAGGAUAAGCCGGUAGUUAGUGUCUACCCUCCUGUUGGUCAUCACCUCGUUGACAGCAAUAAUGGCACUGUGAUAGCAAGCCCCCUCAUCACUAAUUUUGGAAUGCACUCGGACCUUGGGAAAGUCAUUCAAAGUCUGUUAGAUGAAUUCUGGAAGAGUCCUCCUGCCCUGAUGUCCACCGGCCCGUCUGGCUUUCCAUACAGCAUAUACAAGCAGUCAGGCAUGCCUCCUUACCAGUCUCAGGGUUACCACUAUGGUUCUCGCCAUGUUGGCCCAAGUCAUACGCCGCCUCCUGCACCAUGUCCAGCUGGACCAGGUCCAGUGCUACAUCCAGGGGUUGACGUCCAUGGGUGCAUUCGUGGUCCAGCUCCUUAUGGACUUAUUACUGACCUGCCAUUGCCCGUACCCAUUGGAGAUUUACAGGCUGGACUAAAUGGACAUGUGUAUAAGAUGCCUGAGAUUCCUGAGUCUUUUGCUGAACUCUGUGACUUCAAUCUGACGCAGCUGUCCGAAAUGUCCGAAAAUGAGGAUGUGUUACUGAGGUUCUUCGUGACAUUGCCACAACUAAAGCAGGUCACAAAUGAUAAAGAAGAGUCGGUGACUAACAUAGUGGAUAUGGCAAAGAGAAAUCUUCAGAUGGAACCACAGCUGGAAGAGAAAAGACAAGAAAUGAUAUACAAGUUUGAACAACUGACUCAGCUGAAGUCCGCCUUUGAGACAAAAAUGCAGAGGCAGCAUGAUCUCAGUGAAAGCUGCAGUCUAAGCACUCUACAGGCUCGAUUGAAGGUCGCAGCACACCAGGCCGAGGAGGAAUCUGAGGAGACAGCUGAAAACUUUCUGGAGGGACGCACUGAUAUAGAUGAAUUUCUCAAUAGCUUCAUGGAAAAAAGAACGCUUUGCCACAGCAGAAGGGCCAAAGAGGAGAAGUUGCAACAGUCCAUUAACACCCAUGAACAGUUUCCCACCAGCCACUAGAACACCAGGUUUGCUGUUUUCCCAGCUAAACUGCUGGCAACCAAAAGAAUGAAGACAUGGGACGUGCAAAGUCAGUUAAGAAUUUGGAAAAUGGGAGGAAUUUGGAGGGACAGGAAGAUGAUAGCAGCCAUUGUGGCUUUAACAACAAGAAGCACAUUUGCUCAGAACUUGGGUGAAGUGACAGAAGAAACGCAGGAGGCCAGAAGUAAUACUUGCUUUCAGGUUCCAGACAAACACUUUGUGUUGCACAUGAUGUUCUGUUGCGAUCCAUCAGUGGUAGGUGAUGUAAAACCAUGUUUGAAGUAACUACUGUAUGAUUAGCAUAAGACAGUAUUCCCAUACACUAUAUUUUCUACCAAAAAAGAAACACCACCAUCAGUUAAAAUACUCAAUUCUAGUAUGUAGACUUUCACAGAGAUCACAGACCACGUCUUUAGCCUCUGUCCAAGAAAGAUGUCCCAUUCAACCUCUCGUUUACUUAAACUGAGGACCUUAUUGUAGCCAAUUACCCACAUAAUUGAUAUCAACAUUGCGCUGUUGAGAUUGAACUGAACAAUCAGGGAUGUAACAAGGUCAAACAAUGUAGUCAUUAAUCUCAUUUCAGGUGUUAAAAUAGAGCAUAUACUGUCUGCAGACGGGCAAACCAAAUGAUCAGUGUUUUCUUUACAUUAUUUUACAACAAUGAGGCAGUACUCUGAUAACACUAAUGUUUAUGUACUGUAUGUUGCUAAUUUAUUUCUUUUAUUGAAUCCAAGCAGCUUUUGACCAGAUGUUGCGGAAUUUAUUGCCAUUGAUAAUGGUUGGAUAAGUCAAUGCAAAAGGGUCAAAUAGGCUGCACCAUAAUGGAGGAGCUGCUGCCUGUUUGUGUGUCAUUCUUCAUGCUUUGGCCUUCACUCACAAACUAUAAGCAAGCAUUGGAAACUUUAGAUUGUCCUCAACGUUGACUGUGAAGGGGUUUUCCCUGUUCCUGUGAUUCACAUAUGUCAGCAUCCGGGUCAUACUUUGACAAUUAAAACCCACUCGCUUCAAGGUUUGAAAUUGUACACAUUAUUCCACCUUUAAAACAUUUUUGUUGGUUCUGAUUUUAGGGGGAGUCUGAAUACGGUAUGAAGGUUGAUCAAACAUUGCCUUUAAUGUUUUAUUCCUGAGUUUUGGUGCAUGGAAAUAGAGUAGCUGAUCUCUGAUGUUGACCAUAUUUGACUUUAGUUGGUAACAUGUUGACUAAUGUCAAGGAUGAUUUGGUUAAAUGCUGCAGUAAAAGUCAAUACAAUUGAAAACUGUAUUUAAAUAAUGUUAAUAAUAGACUAUAUUGCAAUCAAAUA